AUGGAAGGUUUAGCCUCUACAACAGAUUCAAUUUAAGCGAAUUGUAAAUUUGUAACAAGGCUAGAGAAGUUAAAGAAACUUUUUGAUCAAAGUCUACAAAAGAAAUAAGAAAAUAUCAUAUUUUAAAACCGUCAAGUUGAAAUACCCUAGUGGGUUGAUCUUUUGAAUUCCUAUAAGGAAAUUGAGAAGGAACAUAAUGAAUUCAAUUUGAACAAUGUUGGAAAAAUGAAAAAAAUGGAUUAAUCUGAAAUUGACUUACUUAAUGUUGUCGUUAGAUUGUAUGGUGAUAUCCACAAACUUCAACCGCUUUUAAUGGACGUAUUUGAUUGGGAUUAGAUAGGAUCGAUAUUGUUCAAUAGACAUUGGAAAGUUUGCAGAAGUAAAUGGAUGGAGAAUCAAGCGACUUCUAUUGUAGAUCAUCCUUGGUCUCGAGAAGAGGAUGCUAUAUUGAGCUAGCUUUAUGAAAAAUAUGCUGAGUAGAAUAAAUAUAAUAAAUGGAGUUUGAUAGCAAUGGAGAUGAGUAAGAUUUGUAAAUCCUCUCACGUGAGAUUGGGCAAACAAUGCAGAGAGCGAUGGAUAAAUAAGCUGAACCCUCAAGUAGAAAGAGGUCCAUGGUACAAAGAAGAAGAAAUCAAGUUGUUAGUUGCUGUUCUGAAUAAUGGAAAGAAGUGGUCAUUAAUAUCAAGAAGAGACUUUGAUAAUCAAAGAACAGAGAAUUGUUUGAAGAAUAGGUUUCAUACAAUAAUAAAAAGAGAAUCGUCAAAGUUUGAUAAGCACAAAACGCAAAAUAAGAAAUAAAACUUAUAAAAAAUAAACCUGGAAGAUGAAAAUAAAUUAAUCGAAUAAAUAAUUCAAGAAUUAAAGGAUGAAUCCUUCCUAUAACAACAGUCUGAUUUGUGGAAUACGGUUAGCAAAAAAUACCAUAUUUCGUAAUCAGAUCACCUUCUCGAUAUUAUCGACAAUAGCUUUCAGGUUGUGAUAAUAAAGAAAAAUAAGAUCAAUGAAAUUUUUUGA
Paramecium tetraurelia is the source of this 1014-nucleotide messenger RNA. RefSeq lists its product as uncharacterized. Gene Ontology annotation, cellular component: nucleus. Lineage: Eukaryota; Ciliophora; Oligohymenophorea; Peniculida; Parameciidae. Gene Ontology annotation, biological process: regulation of DNA-templated transcription. Gene Ontology annotation, molecular function: RNA polymerase II cis-regulatory region sequence-specific DNA binding; DNA-binding transcription factor activity, RNA polymerase II-specific. The transcript has 3 exons. The record is from RefSeq and is a predicted model, not a curated record.